Symbiodinium necroappetens is the source of this 397-nucleotide messenger RNA. NCBI's taxonomy places the organism in Eukaryota, Dinophyceae, Suessiales, Symbiodiniaceae. The record is from the annotation of a GenBank genome assembly.
GAAAUUUGCCCAAUGCGCUGCGAGCAACGCGCUGCUUGGGUGCCAUCUUCCAGGCGAUGGGCGGUGCGACGCCACAUCUUGAGGAGUUGCUCACGGCUUUGCAGUCCUUGGCUGGACCUGCUCUCCAGGACCUUGGUGCUGGUCCAGAGAUUAGCGAUGCGGCUGCGCCAUCGUCGCUGAGGCGGUACUACCCGCGCCAAGGACCACAGCCACGCCUUCCACGAUCGCACCACGCGCUGCUGGGUGAAGGAAGCCGCGGAAAGGAGCGAGAUCCCAAGAGAGACUUCUUGGAGGCGGUGCUCUUCGCGAUUGAAGCCCUUGUUGUCAGUUGCCAACAGCAAGGUGGGGCCCCGCCAGCCGUUCAGUGCAGCGUGGCAUUUGCCAUAACGAUGCUUCC